AUGAACCUGGGAAGAUGUUCCAUCACCCGAGCCGAAAUUUGGGGGGCACUGAAGGGCCUCGAGCUAGCUUGGGAGGCUGGGCAUCGCCAGGUGGAGUUACAGCUUGACUCCAAGAUGGCGAUAGCACUGCUCCUAGACACUGGUCAGCACUGUCACCAGCACGCCAAUCUCACCAUUCGUUUUCAGGACCUGCUUCGUCGAGAUUGGACAGUUCGAGUCACACAUAUAUAUAGAGAGGCCAACUUUUUGUCUGAUUGUCUAGCUCACAAGGGACAUCUGUUGUAUCCUGGAACUCAUAUGAUUGAUGUAUCGGACCCGGAUGUUUGUCGGUGGGCCCUUUUUGACUCUGUUGGUGGUUUUACCAUUCGGUCGAUUGUUGAAUAA
Molecule: messenger RNA, 384 nt
Organism: Linum tenue
Lineage: Eukaryota; Viridiplantae; Streptophyta; Magnoliopsida; Malpighiales; Linaceae
Source: the annotation of a GenBank genome assembly